Gasterosteus aculeatus aculeatus (three-spined stickleback) is the source of this 3669-nucleotide messenger RNA. RefSeq names its product centrosome and spindle pole-associated protein 1. Gene Ontology annotation, cellular component: spindle pole; centrosome; microtubule. Lineage: Eukaryota; Metazoa; Chordata; Actinopteri; Perciformes; Gasterosteidae. Gene Ontology annotation, biological process: positive regulation of cytokinesis. The record is from RefSeq and is a predicted model, not a curated record.
AAGUAGUGUGAUGUUCGUUUGAUACAACGUUAAAUACUUUAUAAGGAUGCUGCACUCAAGCCGGACGACCGAGGCACAGCUAACAUUUGCAGGUUAGCAAGCAUCGCCCUACCCGCCAGCGUCAUAUUCUGAAAUCGCUGAAUGACUUUGUGUUCUAAGUAGGGUUUCCUGACUUUGCCUUGAUGAGAUGGAUGACGAGCUGGAGAACUUCAUCAGGGAGCGGAAAGCGCGGAUGGCCCAGGACCGAGCCAGUUUGGAACACGACCCUCCGUACAUGGAAAUAAAGGCUAAACCUCACAGAGCCUACGAGUCCAUUGCUAAGGAGAACAUCCAUCCCAGGUCUACAGCACAAAAGAAAGAGGAGAGUUACACUGCGGUACUGCCACUCGGUGUCGAGUAUGAGCGGAAGAAACAAAGGCUGCAGCAUGAGCUCUGCAUGGACUACAGACGCUACAUGACUCAGAAGAAGCACUUUGGCCCUGCGGAACCUGGACCUUUAAUUCACCUCAAUAACAGGAGAUCCAUCCAGCAACACCUUGACAGCCAGGCAGAUGCUCCUUCCAGACAGCGACCUCCCUCCCGAAGAGAUGUGGCCACUCUCACAGAGGACACCAGGGGAUCGCACACGCCUUCGCCCCUCAGAGCUGACAUCCUGACCCUUGGCCCUGAGGCGGACGGGGAUCAGAAGUCAGUACCUCUGAGGCACUGUGACCGGCUGGGGAAGCCUUUGGACCGGGACUCUGAGGAGGAGGAGGAGUACUUCAAGGAGCUGGAGCUGGUGGAUAGAAGAAGGCGAAGGCAUAUCGGGGUCGAGGCCAGUUAUGAGAACAGACCAUCCAAUAAGACUGAUUGGAGGGAGAAGAGAGAGAAUGUAGUCGGCCGGGGAUCGAGAGCACGGACCAGCAAUGAGGAUGUGGAGUUUGCCACUGGCCUGAAAAUAGGAGCCGUUGACGCAGAAGAUGCUUUGCAGAGGAAGAAGGAGCACUACAGACAGGAGCUCCAGGAGCAGAUAGCGGAACAGCAUAGGAACAAGAAAAGGGAGAAAGAUUUGGAGCUGAAAGUUGCUGCAACAGGGGCAAAUGAUCCUGAGAAACGGCCGGACCGGAUCAGACAGUUCGGACUGUGCCGAAAAGAAACUCAUCAGGUGAUGGAGCCUUCGGGUAGAGCGGCGAGCGGGACCUCCUCCAGAGGCCUUCCUAGUCACGUGAGGGUGGGCUUCCGAGGCAGAGAGACUCCUCUUCCUCCUCUUGAGCCGCCCCACGUCGCCUUCCAGUCCCCUCUGCUGGAGUACAGCUCCGCUCUGAGCCUGUCGCCCAACAGCCAGCCUGCUGCGCCCUCCUUCCCCAGAGCCACGGACACUCCCAGAAUCCCCUCGUUUCCUGCUCCCCUUCCUUCAGCCCUCGGUGAGGCCUACAGGAGUCCGUAUGGAGAGCCCCACUACAACUACACCAGAAACCUGCUGGACCCCAACAUGGCGUACUUGUCCUCCUACUGGAACAUACCGGCAGGGGGCGCUCCGCCCAGCCAGUUUGGAACCUAUAGCCCCCACAGCCAGCACAGUGGCAGCACCUUCCCUGAGCCUCCACCACACCUUAUCAGUGAGACUAGUGCUGUGGACGCACACGUCAGGGUUGUCCCAUCAGAUGGAUCCAGGUCGACCCGGGACAGAGUUCUGAGCUACAGGGAGGCUUUGAAACAACAGGAAGCUUCCAGCAGAGGGAACAGCGAGCUUUACAACAAGAUCCAGCAGCAACAGGAGCAGAAGCGCUUGGAGAGGGAGGACGAGGAGCGCUACGAGGCCCAGCUGGAGGCAGACAUGAAGAACCAUCAGCCGUGGGGUCGAGGUGGAGGGGGGGCCCCGCUGAGGGACUGCACGGGAAACCUGAUAGCUGACCUCCACCAGAUGCACAAACUGAAUGAGGAGGCGUACAUCAACCCGGAACAGUGGCAGAGGAGAGCCGCAGCGCCCCCCCGCCCAGAGCCCUCCAGCCCCAACCAGAGGGUCUCCAGCUCUGGGGAAGAGCGCAGCAGCCAUCACGCCCGCUACGGGUUCUCUAGUUCCGCUCAUGGCCAAACAGUACAGUUUGCCAGAGGCAGUGUGUUUUCCAACCAGCCCACCCAACAGAAGCUCCACGAGCAGGACAAGUACAAAGCCUACCUCAAACAGCAGAUUGAUGAGAAAAUGCUGAAAAAGGCAGAGGAGAGGGAAAGGACAAGACUGGAGGAGGAGAUAGAGGAGAAGAGGCUGGCCGAGCAGAGAGCUCGCAUCCAGAAGGAGUUUGAUGAGGAGCAAGAGAGGAAGAAACGGAAGGAAAUGGAGCAAAAGGCCAAGAAUGAAGAGCUGAUUGAACUGACGGAACGGAGGAAGAAGGAGAUGGAGAGGAAGAAGAAUGAAGCAGAGGAGAAGGAGAGGGCAGCAAUGAGGAGGCAGUAUGAGAGGGAGAGGCAGGCUCGGGUGGAGAAGGAGGUGUGCAGGGAGCCUUCCCCACCAAUCCCCACCCUGCAGAAGAGACAUGGCCCACACCAGUACACCCCCACCCCCCCAACUGUUGACAGCCAGCAUUCAACUGCCCCCCUGUCUGAGGGCUCUUUGUCGGGUCUCCAGUCCCCUCCGGUCCCGGCUCGUAGGAACCAGCUUCGGGCUGCAGGGGACCAGCGCGACGUGUUCAGCGAGCUGUCGGCGCUGCGUCGGCAUCUUCGCAGCGAAGAGAAGCGACUGGAAGGUCGUCUGCAGCAGGUCGACUGGGAGGAGUUGGACUCUCCUCUGAGUGACAGACAUCGGGAGCGUCCCCAGGUGGACGUGUUCGACAUGGCCCGGCUGCGGCUCCCGGCUCCGGUCCGCCGGCCAAACUCCAGAAACACGGAGCCCAGGAACCUGCUGCGGAUCCACGACUCCCUUCAGCUUAAACACUCAGACGGCGAGUCCAGACUGGGCUUCAGGGAGCUUCUGAAGCAGGAAGAAGUGGGUGUGGCCAGCAGGAGGAGGCGGGACAACUGGGAUCAGCAGUUCAGCAGCCGGGGCUCUCCAGUCCAGGACGAUUAUUGCGAUCAGUCCCCGCCACAGCAUAAUGAUUAUCUGAGGAGUGUGAUGGGGAGGUCUGCCAGAGAUUAUCUACUGGACUCAGAGAGCGCUUUCAUUGAUCCCCUUGGCGAGGCUUUACCAGCGCGGCACACCCCAGAAGCGGAUAAAGCCCCCCCGCUGUCAGCCAGGGAGAGGAGGCGGAUGUCCAAACGGCCACAGCACCCUCAGGAGCGAGACUUCCAGCCGGCCCUUCAGCCGACAGGACGACUACGCCGCCCUCGCAGGUGACGGACAGGAAGCGGAGCCCGGCGGCCAGAGGGGGAGUCCAGACGGAGCAGGACAUCUGAUAUAGAGCAUUCAUUUGUGUAUCUGUUUUUUGUGUUUUUGUUUCGUCAUGUUUUUAUUUUACUUCAUUAAUACAAAGUGUAUAGAAACUAAAUAAAUACAAGUAUUUUAAUCUUUUAAAUAUGUUUCAUUUAGAAGUAGUUGAUUUUAUGACACCAUAUGUUAAGGGGAGUCCUCAGGAAAUGGCUAACUCCCAUUUUCUCACCACUGGAUGGCGGUGGUGUAUUACACAGAACUGACUGAAGAACUAUAAUUUUCCUCUUUCCAACAAUAAACUUCAGGCCGUGAGAUAUUCAAACACA